AUGCAAAGACGCCUGAAUAAUUACUGCAAAAGUAAAGGGUGGCAACGGAUUUCUGACAACCGGAGGGAAGACUACGUCUUGAAAUGGUGCGAGACCAAGUUUCGGGACUCCUAUUGCAACUUCCGAGAAGGAGAGCAGCUUCUCUACCAGAUCCCAAACAACAAGAUCCUGACGACCAAGAUCGGGCUGUUGAUGAACCUCCGAGAAUAUGACCGGGUGAUGAAGAAGAUCGGCCAGGCAGCCAAAUUGUUAAAAAUGGAGGAUUUUUUCCCGGAGACUUUUCGUCUGGACACCAAAGACGAGAGAGAAAUCUUCUUUGAAAUAUAUAAAGAGCCUCACAUCUGGAUCUGCAAGCCCACCAGCUCCAACCAAGGCCGGGGCAUCUUCCUCCUGAAAAGCCAAUCUGAGGUCCGUAGCUUGCAAGCCAAACUCCAAAGCGUGGAGGACGAGGCGACCUAUAAGAAGUUUCCUUACAAACUGCCUCAGGCACGAAUCGUCCAAAGGUAGAGAAUCUGCCACGCAGCC
This is a messenger RNA of Thamnophis sirtalis, 525 nucleotides long. The record is from RefSeq and is a predicted model, not a curated record. NCBI's taxonomy places the organism in Eukaryota, Metazoa, Chordata, Lepidosauria, Squamata, Natricidae.